CAGACAGACUUUCCCCAUCGAAACGAUAGAACAAGAGAACUUGGAAAAGGAGAGGGCGAAAAUUCGAAAGGAAGAAGAGGAGAACGCGAAGCAAAUGGCGGAGGCCCCCAGCAAGAUCGAAUCCAUGAGGAAAUGGAUCGUCGAGCACAAGCUCCGAGCCGUAGGUUGCCUCUGGCUUACUGGGAUCAGCAGUUCGAUCGCCUAUAACUGGUCGCGCCCCAAUAUGAAGCCUAGCGUCAAGAUCAUCCACGCAAGGUUGCACGCGCAGGCUCUAACCCUUGCUGCAUUGGUUGGUUCUGCAUGUGUCGAGUACUAUGACAACAAAUAUGGUUCUUCUGGGCCUAAGGUGGACAAAUACACAAGCCAAUACUUGGCACAUUCGCAUAAAGAUUAAGAUCUCCAUGUUGGCUCCUGCAUACCGGAUUAAUUUUGGGUGCUCAUGAACCAUGUACCUCGUAAUGCGAAAUGACAGCAUACUUGCCAGGGUAUUCCUGGAAAAUGACAUGGAGAUUGUAGUGCAGAUAUUUAUCUUCAUAAUUUAGCCUCAGGUUGCGUUAUGUAAUAUUACAUUGUGGACAGUCCUGGGAUAUUUUUUUUUCCAAGAAAAACCAAGGAGAGAAAUCCUGAUUUGUGCUGAAA
Molecule: messenger RNA, 639 nt
Organism: Panicum virgatum (switchgrass)
Lineage: Eukaryota; Viridiplantae; Streptophyta; Magnoliopsida; Poales; Poaceae
Exons: 3
Coding region: 95-394 (99 amino acids)
Biological process (GO): mitochondrial respiratory chain complex IV assembly
Cellular component (GO): mitochondrial inner membrane
Source: RefSeq, a predicted model, not a curated record